This is a messenger RNA of Oncorhynchus nerka (sockeye salmon), 4214 nucleotides long. RefSeq names its product forkhead box K1 (gene foxk1). Gene Ontology annotation, biological process: regulation of transcription by RNA polymerase II. The record is from RefSeq and is a predicted model, not a curated record. Lineage: Eukaryota; Metazoa; Chordata; Actinopteri; Salmoniformes; Salmonidae. Gene Ontology annotation, molecular function: DNA-binding transcription factor activity, RNA polymerase II-specific; RNA polymerase II cis-regulatory region sequence-specific DNA binding; protein binding. The coding region runs from base 1311 to 3329 and encodes 672 amino acids. The transcript has 9 exons.
GCUGGGAAAACCCUUGGUCGAGCAUGGGUGGAAGAGGCCUUGUGGUGCUGGGAAAACCCUUGGUAGAGCAUGGGUGGAAGAGGCCUUGUGGUGCUGGGAAAACCCUUGGUAGAGCAUGGGUGGACGAGGCAUUUGUGAUGUGCAUGUUCAUUUCCUAUCUUCAGACCAAUGUCCUUUCUCACUUAAAACUGAGUUUUUGUUUUGUUUUUAAUCACACACAUACACAUAUUUUUUUUGAUUGAUCAAUACAUAUUUAUAAUUUAUUCAGGUAAGCCUAAUUGUAGUGUUAAGACUGGGUCAUUACGUACGUUUCGUUUCCGAUCCCAAUACCGCCCUCGUGUGGAUGUAAAUAUACAGCGCUGCCCUUACAACCACAACAACAAACAAAUAUUAGUUUUGAAACUGCAGUAACAUCAGUCAACUGUGGUAUUUUGGAUGCAGUAAAAUUACUCAAUUUUUAUUUUAUUUUUUAAACAGUGCUAUUUUGUACGCAGUAUUUGUAACAUACAGCUGUUAGACUUUAAAUGCAGUUAAAUUGCACUGACUGCAAUCUUUUUUUUCCCGUUAGGGUGGUAACUCGCCCGGUCCCAUUCCAAACUGUUGAUCCACUCUCCACACUUUCCAGUUCUCUUGUACUUUCCGCAUUUAUAAACACAGUGUAGAGAGAAUCUCUGGUCACCAAGUUCAUCUCCUUCACACAGAGAAAAGUUCACCUUCAUAUUACGAACAAACAGUCGGGGAAAGCAGUGACCAAACAAGUCAUCUGCUCAAAUUAAAAACAUUUCUCAUUCUGGCCCGGAACCAAUGCCAUAUGCCACGCACGUGUCGUCCGGUUCCUGGAAACGAGCAUUAACCCUCUCCCGUCCAAAGCCUCCUUUUCCCGUUUAGAAACACAUAAGACAAAAACAAUUCAUCUUAAGAUAUUGUUAAAUAAGAUUACAAUAUGCCUAACAUCUUCAAUAAUAAUAGUCAUCCCGGUCUUGAACAAUGCCACAAAUAAAUAGGGCUCGUGGGUUAUAGGAUGGGGGUGUAUAUACUGAGCAGCAACUGAUGUUUACCACUUCUCUUAUCGGUGUUAUUGGAUUGAGGGUCGAGACAACUUUUUCGAAACUAACGCCAUUUCCGGAUUCACACUCCCAGAUUCACCCCGGGUUUUCGCCGCGGCCAGAAUCCAUGUUGUUUCUGUCUCUCUCCCACAGCGACGGAGCUCGUGAGCGGCCCGUCCAAUAACCCUUCGCGUUACUGGGACCUGUGUGUCUGAGAGUCGAGUGUGUGUUUGUAUUCACCCCCCACCCCACCCCAAAAAGAAGAUGGCAGACUUUCGGGACGACACCGGAGCUCGAGCCCUACUGGCCUUGCAAUCUGCCCCGUGCAGCCCUGUUCGAGUCGGGGUGACCUCACCCGCAUACCCUCCCAAUUUCUCCUUCUCGGGCUCUUCGGUGCUGAGUCGGGGCUGCGCGAUGCCUCCUCGCCUCGAGUCUCCUCCUCGGGCCCUGGCCAGGCUCGAAGGCCGGGACUUUGAUUUCGUCAUGAGGCAGCGGACAGUGACCGUAGGCCGUAACUCGUCGCACGGCUCCGUGGAUAUAAACAUGGGUCACUCGAGCUUCAUCUCUCGGCGGCACCUCCAGAUCACCUUCGAGGAGCCGUGCGGGUUUUCGCUGCGCUGCCUCGGGAAGAACGGCGUCUUCGUGGACGGCGUGUUUCAGAGGAGAGGCGCGCCUCCCCUGCAGCUGCCCCGGGAAUGUGUGUUCAGGUUCCCCAGUACAGUGAUCAAAAUCCAGUUCUCCUCUCUGUUGUCUGGGGAGGAGUCGAGAGAGGAGGAGCAGCGGUCUCCCCCGCCCCGCCUCACCCUCCUCCCACACAUCUCCCCCCUCAAGAUCAGCAUUCCCACAAUGCACCACGAGGACCUGCGACACCUGGUCAGCCCGCUGCCCUCUCCGACAGGGACCCUCAGUGUUCCUAACUCGUGCCCGGCCAGUCCAAGGGGUGCGGGGUCAUCGGGUUAUCGCUACGGACGCAACGUGACAUCUGACCUCCAGCUGGCUGCGGAGUUCGCUGCCAAGGCUGUCUCCGAGCAACAGCGGGGCGUUGCCGAGCAACACGGAGAGUCCGGCGGCGGAGACAGCCCCAAGGAUGAAUCUAAGCCUCCCUACUCGUACGCCCAGUUGAUAGUCCAGGCCAUCUCUUCAGCACCAGACCGACAGCUGACCCUGUCUGGAAUCUACACACACAUCACCAAACACUACCCCUACUAUCGCACUGCAGACAAGGGCUGGCAGAACUCGAUCCGCCACAACCUGUCUCUGAACCGUUACUUCCUGAAGGUGGCUCGUAGCCAGGAGGAGCCUGGCAAAGGUAGUUUCUGGCGCGUGGACUCGGCCUCCGAGGGCAAGCUGGUGGAACAAGCCUUCAGGAAGAGACGACAGAGGGGCGUGGCCUGCUUCCGCACGCCGUUCGGACCGCUCUCGUCCAGGAGUGCCCCAGCCUCCCCCACCCACCAGGGUCUUCUCUCCCCUCCCUCCAGUGGUCUUCAGACCCCAGAGUGUCUCUCUAGAGAGGGAUCUCCGCUGUCUCACCACCACGACCUCGCUCACAAACUGGCCUCCGUACCAGAGUACAGAUAUACACAGAGCGCCCCAGGUUCUCCAGUACAUGGCCAGCCUGUGAUCAUGGCCGCCCCGCCCCACCCCCUGCCCUCGGGGAUGGGUAAACCCCUGGCCUUGUUCUCAAGCCCCGGAGUCGCUGGGGGACAGACCCUCCACAUGCUGCAGAGCCCACCCAACACCCUCACCAUGCUCCGUCUGGUCACCACGGCUACGGCCUCCCACCCCCCAAACGGGUACAUCCUCACCCCCGGCGGAGGCCAGAGUCGUGGUAAUACCGGCGCUGGCCAGCAGGGAGCAGAGGGCACGGGCGAGCAGAGAGACUCGCAGCAGCAGAACAGGGAGCGAGUGAUCCAGUCGUUGGAGGGAGCUCAACAGGGGGCUCAGGGGUCAGAGGGGCGUGGCCUAUCUCUGGGGCUGCACCAACUUCCUGUCCGCCCUGUCACUCAGAACGGCAAACACACCACCGCCAUCGCCACGGCUACCGGCGUCGCCAACGCUUACGCUCUGACCAGUCCUCUCCAGAUCCUGGCAGCCCAGGCCUCCAGCUCCCCCCCAGUCCUGGUGAGCAGACAGCCCAGCGCGGGGCCUGAUGUUGGGCCGGAGGUGCCAGGCGACCCCCAGGCUAAGAGGCCUAAGAUGGAGGAGGACGAGGCGGCUCCUCCCCCCAUUCAGCAGCCAGUCAUCGUGGCCAUGAGUUCUCAGCCACACGACAACAGAAUGUAGAACUGCUGAACUCUAACCCCUUGACCUGGUGUCUAGAGGAGGAGGAGGAGGAGGAGCCUCUGGGUGAACCAUCUCACCAGUCUGACCCCUGGGUCCCAGUGUCUGCAGGUUCACCCCUUGACCUGGUGUCUAGAGGAGGAGGAGCCUCUGGGUGAACCAUCUCACCAGUCUGACCCCUGGGUCCCAGUGUCUGCUGGUUCACCCCCUGACCUGGUGUCUAGAGGAGGUGGAGCCUCUCUGGGUGAACCAUCUCACCAGUCUGACCCCUGGGUCCCAGUGUCUGCAGGUUCACCCCUUGACCUGGUGUCUAGAGGAGGAGGAGGAGGAGGAGCCUCUUUGGGUGAACCAUCUCACCAGUCUGACCCCUGGGUCCCAGUGUCUGCUGGUUCACCCUCUGGCCCCUGGGUCCCAGUGUCUGCUGGUUCACCCUCUGACCCCUGGGUCCCCCAGGUGUCACCUAGUAGAUAAAGGCUUGUGUCCCAUAAUGCCUCAGACCAGAGCCCUACCCCCAACAUAGUGUACUGCUUCAGACCAGAGCCCUACUCCCAACAUAGUGUACUGCUUCAGACCAGAGCCCUACUCCCAACAUAGUGUACUGCUUCAGACCAGAGCCCUACUCCCAACAUAGUGUACUGCUUCAGACCAGAACCCUACUCCCAACAUAGUGUACUGCUUCAGACCAGAGCCCUACUGCUUCAGACCAGAGCCCUACCCCCAACGUAGUGUACUGCUUCAGACCAGAGCCCUACUCCCAACAUAGUGUACUGCCUCAGAGCCCUACUCCCAACAUAGUGUACUGCUUCAGACCAGAGCCCUACUCCCAACGUAGUGUACUGCCUCAGAGCCCUACUCCCAACAUAGUGUACUGCUUCAGACCAGAGCCCU